AAAAUCACAAAAAAUUAUAAUGGAUGUGUUAUGGAAGGAACAGGAAUCCGCAAAUGGGUCCGAUCCGUUUGCGAUUCACUUCCCUUUGCCGGAUCACCUCGAUGCCUCCCAAUGCCGCGAUGACUUCAUCAGUACAAUCAUCGAGGAUCACGAACGCCGGGUGAGCUCGUUAAGAGCCACAUUGUCAGUGCGGGGCAAAUCCGUGUUCGAUAAUGCUGCGGAGACCGAGGAUCGGGAGCGCGAAAGGGAAAGGGAAAAGGAAAGGGGGGCAGAGGCUAUGAUGGUGCGGCAGAUGGCCAGGUUGCGGAAGAGAGAGAGCGGCAGGAAGACCGUUCAGGAGGCCAUGGAGAGCAUUAAAUUGCGAUCAACCAUGAUGACGGAGUUGAAUAUCAAAUGCCAGAAGUCGGCCAUUGAGUUCCUAUCGGUUCGCCUGCUGAAGCAACUGCGCCUCUUUUCGAGCCCUUGGCCCGGACAGAUCGACGACAUCCCCUACAAUCUGUUCAAGUGGUCGUUGGAUCACUUCCUGGCACGACUGGAGCAUAGCCAAUUGUACCUGGACGUGAUCCACCGGGAACGGAGCUCCGAGGAUCUCGAUUGCGUAAAGUUCCGAACUGAUCUGAGUGAAAUCGAACACAUUCUACACGAAAUGCGGGAGGACUUUCAAAAUGACUCUGACCUCUGUGAAAACAGCUUACUACUUAUAGGAGAUUGCAGGUACAACACGGUUGGUGCGUGGAUAAAGGGCCUCAAGGACAACUGCCGCAUCAAGGAUGGAAUAAGCAACAGUAGCCUGACAGAGGAACCUAGCUUAUCAAGCCUGGAUAUGCGUAAAACUGCACUUGUAGACCGCUUCGAAGACAUUAGCUCUACUGAUCCCAUACAGGUGCGUUACCAGAUCAAGUGGGUAAACAGCUGCAUGGAUCAGCGACUAAUGCUUAUCAGCAGCCGCGAGGAGCUGCUGAGAAAGGAGUUGAAGGAACUGGAAACCAAGUUGCAACAGGACAUGACGGUGCAGCGCAGCUCGGAGGUGAUAUACUUCUGGGACGUGGAAAAGCUUAAGGUACACACCAGGGAGUGGGAGGCCAAGCUGGAGAGCGAUCUGGAAAACGCCGAGGUGCAGUGCACGAUAGCCAGGCUGGCGCUGCAGAAGGUCAGGGACGACCACAAGUUCUACUUGGAACAGGAGGAAAUGUACCUUAGAAAAAUAGCCGAGUUCAAGACGCUGAUGGCAGCGCGGGAGAACGUUGAUCAGCGAAAACAGACAAAAUAAGCAGCCGAAGUGGAGCAGCAGCUUAGGCAAU
Drosophila erecta is the source of this 1301-nucleotide messenger RNA. RefSeq lists its product as uncharacterized. The transcript has 4 exons. The coding region runs from base 20 to 1270 and encodes 416 amino acids. Lineage: Eukaryota; Metazoa; Arthropoda; Insecta; Diptera; Drosophilidae. The record is from RefSeq and is a predicted model, not a curated record.